Serinus canaria (Common canary) is the source of this 951-nucleotide messenger RNA. RefSeq names its product epiphycan (gene EPYC). The transcript is spliced from 6 exons. Lineage: Eukaryota; Metazoa; Chordata; Aves; Passeriformes; Fringillidae. Bases 1 to 951 code for a protein of 316 amino acids. Gene Ontology annotation, molecular function: protein binding. The record is from RefSeq and is a predicted model, not a curated record.
AUGCAGACCUUUGUAAAUGUUUUCCUGGGAUUUUUUAUCUUUGAGUCAGUUGUAGCUGCCCCUAUCCGUGAUACCAUAAUUUAUGAUUCUGAGUUCUAUGACAUACCACUUGGAGAGCUGCCUCAUCCAUUUGCCUAUGAUGGAAACAAGCAGUCUGACCAAGUAGAGACAGAUAUUGGGACAAAACUACAAUCUGUAAUUCAAGAGAGUUAUUCUUCUGCACCACUGACAGAAGAAACCGAGGAUGAAGCAUCAACACCAAAAUUAAUUGAUGGGUCUUCAGCACAGGGGUCAGGGGUUCUUGGACCCCAGACUCAAGAUGGUCUUCCCACUUGCCUUUUGUGUACAUGCCUGGGGACCACAGUCUACUGUGAUGAUCGUGAGCUUCAUGCUGUUCCACCAUUGCCUAAGAAAACCACCUAUUUCUAUUCACGCUAUAACAGAAUCAAGAAGAUCAGCAGAAAUGACUUUGCUAACUUAAACCAUUUAAAGAGGAUUGAUUUGACUGCAAACUUCAUAUCAGAUAUCCACAAGGAUGCCUUCCGAAGAUUGCCCCAACUUCAGGAGUUGGUGCUCCGUGACAAUAGGAUAAGGCAACUCCCUGAGCUACCAUCUACCUUAACAUUCAUUGAUAUUAGUAAGAACAGGCUUGGUCGCAGAGGGAUACCAAAUGAGGCAUUUAAAAAUCUGGAUGAACUGCAGCAUCUUUAUAUCACUGACAAUAACUUGGAUCACAUUCCAUUGCCACUCCCUGAAAGCCUGCAAGCUCUUCAUCUUCAGAACAACAACAUUCAAGAGCUGCAUGAAGAUACUUUCUGCAAAAGGAGAGAUUUUACUUAUGUGCGUAGGGCUCUUGAAGACAUCAGGCUGGAUGGAAAUCCCAUCAACCUGAGCAAAACACCUUAUGCAUACAUGUGUCUACCCCGCUUGCCAGUUGGUAACCUCAUCUAA